AACGAUAUACUUAUUUUAACUGUAACUACCAAAAAGUGAGUGUGGGUGUUAUUUGUGAUAGAUAUUAUUAGCCAAAAGAAGAUCGUCCCUUUUCUUCCCUUUAUUAUGGUUGAUCAACUGUGGUUUCCACAACAGAAACACCUAAAUCAUUUGUCAUUCGAAGGUGAUGAUGCUAUAUGCAAGGAAAUGUGGAAGGCCUGUUCUAGUUCAAUAUUGGAUGUUUCAAAGGCUGGGGAGAGAGUGUACUACUUUCCAAGACUUCAUAUGGAGCAGCUGGAGCAAUCAACCAAUCAGGAAUUGACUGAAAGAAUGCAAUUGUCCAACUUGCCCCCAAAGAUCCUUUGCCGUGUUCUUCACAUUCGUUUUCUGGUUGAACACGAGACAGAAGAGGUUUAUGCUGAGACCAUAUUAUUGCCAAAUCAAGAUCAAAAUGAGCCAGCAGUUCCGGAAUUCAGUCCUCUCGACACUCCAAGGCCCCAGUUUCAAUCGUUUUGCAAGGUCUUAACUCAAUCUGAUAUAAAAUGCAAUUGGGGACUGUCCGUGCCCCUCAAAGAUGCUGUCAAAUGCUUUCCUCCCUUGGACAUGGCACGAGAAAAACCAUCCCAAGAACUGAUAGUUAAGGAUCUUCAAGGCUAUGAAUGGCGCUUUAAACAUUCAUACCAAGGCAAACCAAGGAGGCAUUCGCUCACAAGUGGCUGGAGUACAUUUGUUACUAGAAAGAAAUUGCUUGCCGGGGAUUUAGUUGUCUUCUUAAGGGAUGAAACUGGCAAACUACAUGCUGGGAUUAGACGUUUAUCUUAUCAACACUGUUCUGUUGGAGCAUCAACAUUUUCAAGACAAAGCAUGGAAGGGGUUCUUGCAGUUGCUUCUCAUGCCUUUGCAACCCGAAGUCUCUUUUUCGUCUACCACAAGCCAUGCUACAAUAAAUCAAGUCAAUUUAUUAUGAGCAUAAGCAAAUAUUUUGAAGGUGGAAACCAUGGGCGUGGAGUUGGCAUGAUAUCUAGAAUGCAACACGGAGAGGAGGACUCUCAUGCGAGAAGAACAAAUGAUUUGGAUCUUAUGCUUGAGGAGGAUCAAUACAUGCAAGACGCGCCCAGCUCUGCUCAACCUACUAUGAUGGUGCUGGAGAUCAGGCAACAGCCAGUUCAAUGGCUUAACAAUAUCCAUCGGUUUGCCCCUGUAGAGGACAAUGUACUGCAAUUGCAAACAGCAGUUGUAAGGGUAAAUAAUGAGGGAUCUUUUCCGAGUGGAACUGUAGCCAUCCAACCUCAAGAUCAGGACUUUUAUGAGCUAUUCAAGGAAAUUGACUUUGCAGACUCUACAAACACUAGUCUUGAUAUUGUACCUUUGGAUUGGAAUAGUGAUUGGUUCAGAUCAACCAUACAAGAUUUCGAUGAAUGGCUUGAAGAGCAGGAAAAGACUAUUCCUCCCGGUCAGCAGACUUCUUCCAUAUCGGAGCAUCCAACUUCCUUCCAAGAGAUGUCUAUCUCUUCUACCCCAAGUCAAAUUCCCUAUGAAGGACCUGGUCGCGGGGACGAGCAAGUUCCUUGGGGAGGCAUAAGUUCGAUUUUGAAGGACAAAAAUUAAAGACCAGUCCAUUUGAAGGGAAACCGUGCAAUUACUUCAUCAGAAAACUGUCUAAUUUGUUCUGGCAUUCUUUCGGGUUCUUGUUGAUCUGAUCUAAGCUGAAAAUGUUUCGACCACAGGCUUCUCUAACCCUCAUAUAUUUCUCAUGAAAUGGUGGAAAAGAAUCAUAAUUUAUAAACUAUAGUUCAUUUUCAACUUUGCAAAUGCUUUUCGGGUGCAUGUAUUGAUGAAGCUGAAUAAAUUUAUUUUUAGUUAUACAAAGUAAU
This is a messenger RNA of Lycium barbarum (goji berry), 1853 nucleotides long. RefSeq names its product auxin response factor 11-like. The record is from RefSeq and is a predicted model, not a curated record. The coding region runs from base 106 to 1587 and encodes 493 amino acids. Gene Ontology annotation, molecular function: DNA binding. Lineage: Eukaryota; Viridiplantae; Streptophyta; Magnoliopsida; Solanales; Solanaceae. The transcript is spliced from 11 exons. Gene Ontology annotation, biological process: regulation of DNA-templated transcription; response to hormone.